This is a messenger RNA of Procambarus clarkii (red swamp crayfish), 3254 nucleotides long. The record is from RefSeq and is a predicted model, not a curated record. NCBI's taxonomy places the organism in Eukaryota, Metazoa, Arthropoda, Malacostraca, Decapoda, Cambaridae.
UUAUCGUACAUUAGCGGUGUUGUUGCUGUCGCUGUGUUGUUGGGUUCGCUCCGGACGUGGAAACUGUCGUUGAAUUACACAGAAUUAAACGAGUGCCCGAAAAUAUUACAAAUUUCUGAAGUUGAUUUGAAAAAAGUGUUGUCGUCAAGCUGUCAAGCUGUAGAGUGUUGGAGACUGCUGUGUUGUGCUGUGAAACUGCUGGUGCAGCCUUGCUAAGAUCUCGAAGGCGUCCAGUGUGGGAUUACAUCCCAUUCAUGUGGUCGUUGGUGCGCUGAAACUGGAUUUGGAAACGAGUAUUGUUGAGUAUUAGAAAGAAGUUUGGUAUUAGAAAAGCUCAUAUGAGCAAAAUGAGAUAACAUGUAAGACUCAAACUAACGGCUUGCUAAGACAGGAGUUGCAAGUUACUGGUGAGGCUCAGGUCAGCGUCUUGUUCGGAUACCCACGUGGGGCACUGGGUACUGAUGGAAGCCACACUGAAGUCCUCAGGGCUUACAGACGUGUCCCCAACACGAAGCCUCUUCCCUACACGCCCUGAGAGAACCCGCGGAGAACCUGUAUGGCAGACAAGGCCAUGUCGAUCAUCACCCGCAGUUGCUGGUCCACCAAUUCUAAGCUUUGGGUCAGAUAAACUGGAGUCUGAGAGCCAUACCCCUUCAACGAAGCCAGCGCUGGGUGACACAUUGCCGUUCCUGUUGCAUAGGAACAUUAUGCCACCAAAGGAAACAUCUGAGCCUUUUAAGGAACCAUCCACAGUGAUGUCUAGGGGACUACCUCCAACAUUGCCUAAGGAACCGCCGACAACAUUGCCUAAGGAACCGCCGACAACAUUGCCUAAGGAACCGGCGAUAACAUUGCUUAUGGAACCACCGACAGCACCACCUACGAUACUGCUUGUAGGCAAGAAUAAGAUAAGGGAGACAGGCAACGCUAGCACCCUCGCUAGACUGUGCCGCCAGGUGGAGGCCCUGGGGUGGAGAGCCUUGGACCAGGACCCGGACGACCUGCCUCACCUCGCCUCACUUCAGCAUCUGGUCAGAGUGAACAACAUCGUCGCCGUCGUGGGCCUUCAUGCCUACAGGUCGGGUCGUGUCCUGCUGGCCUGCAAGGAGAUGGGGCUGCCCUACCUCCUGGUGUUCGGGGGGACGGACGUGUACGAGUGCGUGAAGGAGGCGACGAAGGUGCAGCUGAUGACCCAGGUGGUGCUGGCAGCUUCCCACCUGCUGGCCUUCCACAGUGACGUGCGACGCAUCGUCCUCCACACCUGGCCAUUGGUUAAUCCGGAAGUGAUUUCCAUUAUACCACAAGCAGUCAUCGUCGAUCCCACUCCCGAUUUCGAGGUCUCGUCUUACCUCAGGAUGCUGGAUGACGCCCAUGAAAAUUAUCUUGCGGAGAACAAGUAUGUCACGUCCGAAUCUUCACAGAGCCCCAUGAAAGAAAAAUACAUCAGUCUUCCCUUAAACAACUCGAACAACUUCAAAGAAAACCAGAUGAAAGAAAACCUUUUAACAUGUAUUUUUGAAGAGAAACUAAUGCAAUAUCCAGCGAAGUCUAAUAGUCCACUAGGCGAAAUAUCCAAAGGAACUAUGCUGGAUGCCAAUUCCCAAGUAGAAAAGCAAGACUUGCCGGAAAAAUUCCAGCCCUUAGUUGUGUUGGUUGCUGGUCUGAGACCCGUAAAAGAUGUGUUGUUCGUGGUGGACGCUUGGAGCGGCUGGCACGCGGCCAGAGGUGGUUGUGGCAGGUUUGUGAUCGUUGGCCCCACACUCGACCCCCUCUACGCCUCCAGGGUCUACGCCCACGCUGCCAGGUCGAGUGGUGUGCGAGUGGCCCCCAGUCUGGCCCCGAAAGAGUGUCAGGCUCUCAUCAAGAGUGCCACAGUGAUGGUCAACUCCUCCACGUCAGAGAGUAUGCCGUCUGCCCUGCUGGAAGCCAUGAUGCUGGGGACGCCCGUGCUGGCUCGAGACAUCCCUGGCAACGCCUCCGUCGUGACCCAUGGCCACUCCGGCCUCCUCUUCUCCUGUCCCGACAGCUUUCUUCGGGGGCUCGAAGCCCUGCUCCGCCACGUCCCUCUCAGACGCGCCCUUGUCGCCGCCGCCAGGGACCUGGUCGCCAGCCGCCACUCCCUUCACGAGGAGAGGGUCGGACUCCUGAAGGUCCUUCAACGGGUGCUGAAGUAGGUCCCACAUGGAGACUUUUGGAGUGGGUCGCCCUCAUUCCAGCCUCUACGGGAGGGCCGCCCUCAUUCCAGCCUCUACGGGAGGGUCGCCCUCAUUCCAGCCUCUACGGGAGGGCCGCCCUCAUUCCAGCCUCUACGGGAGGGUCGCCCUCAUUCCAGCCUCUACGGGAGGGUCGCCCUCAUUCCAGCCUCUACGGGAGGGCCGCCCUCAUUCCAGCCUCUACGGGAGGGCCGCCCUCAUUCCAGCCUCUACGGGAGGGCCGCCCUCAUUCCAGCCUCUACGGGAGGGCCGCCCUCAUUCCAGCCUCUACGGGAGGGUCGCCCUCAUUCCAGCCUCUACGGGAGGGCCGCCCUCAUUCCAGCCUCUACGGGAGGGCCGCCCUCAUUCCAGCCUCUACGGGAGGGCCGCCCUCAUUCCAGCCUCUACGGGAGGGUCGCCCUCAUUCCAGCCUCUACGGGAGGGCCGCCCUCAUUCCAGCCUCUACGGGAGGGUCGCCCUCAUUCCAGCCUCUACGGGAGGGUCGCCCUCAUUCCAGCCUCUACGGGAGGGCCGCCCUCAUUCCAGCCUCUACGGGAGGGCCGCCCUCAUUCCAGCCUCUACGGGAGGGCCGCCCUCAUUCCAGCCUCUACGGGAGGGCCGCCCUCAUUCCAGCCUCUACGGGAGGGCCGCCCUCAUUCCAGCCUCUACGGGAGGGUCGCCCUCAUUCCAGCCUCUACGGGAGGGCCGCCCUCAUUCCAGCCUCUACGGGAGGGCCGCCCUCAUUCCAGCCUCUACGGGAGGGUCGCCCUCAUUCCAGCCUCUACGGGAGGGUCGCCCUCAUUCCAGCCUCUACGGGAGGGCCGCCCUCAUUCCAGCCUCUACGGAAGGGCCGCCCUCAUUCCAGCCUCUACGGGAGGGUCGCCCUCAUUCCAGCCUCUACGGGAGGGCCGCCCUCAUUCCAGCCUCUACGGGAGGGUCGCCCUCAUUCCAGCCUCUACGGGAGGGCCGCCCUCAUUCCAGCCGCUACAGGAGCGCCGUCUGGUUGCAUUCUUUUCACUGUAUAUGCUCAAAUAAAAGCAAUAUAGAACAAAAGAUACAUUA